AAGAUGAUAAAGAUUACGCUUUAAAACAGAUAGAAGGUACUGGAAUUUCCAUGUCUGCAUGCAGAGAAAUAGCAUUGCUGCGGGAGCUCAAGCAUCCAAAUGUCAUUUCUCUGCAAAAAGUGUUCCUUUCUCAUGCUGACAGGAAAGUGUGGCUUCUCUUUGACUACGCUGAGCAUGACCUCUGGCAUAUAAUCAAGUUUCACAGGGCUUCUAAAGCAAACAAGAAACCAGUUCAGUUACCUCGGGGAAUGGUGAAGUCGCUGUUAUAUCAGAUCCUAGAUGGUAUUCACUACCUGCAUGCUAACUGGGUGUUACACAGGGAUUUGAAACCUGCUAAUAUUUUAGUUAUGGGUGAAGGUCCUGAGCGAGGAAGAGUAAAAAUUGCUGACAUGGGCUUUGCCCGAUUAUUUAAUUCACCUCUGAAGCCUUUAGCAGACUUGGAUCCAGUAGUUGUAACCUUCUGGUAUCGAGCUCCAGAGUUGCUUCUUGGAGCAAGGCAUUAUACCAAAGCUAUUGAUAUUUGGGCCAUAGGGUGUAUAUUUGCAGAGCUGCUAACAUCAGAGCCAAUAUUCCAUUGUCGACAAGAAGAUAUCAAAACUAGUAAUCCUUAUCACCAUGACCAGCUGGACAGAAUAUUCAAUGUAAUGGGAUUUCCUGCAGAUAAAGAUUGGGAAGACAUAAAAAAGAUGCCAGAACAUUCAACCCUAAUGAAAGAUUUCCGGAGAAACACGUAUACCAACUGCAGCCUUAUCAAAUAUAUGGAAAAACAUAAAGUUAAACCAGAUAGUAAGGCAUUCCACUUGCUUCAGAAAUUGCUCACUAUGGAUCCAAUAAAGAGAAUUACCUCAGAACAGGCUAUGCAGGAUCCUUACUUCUUGGAAGAUCCUCUUCCUACAUCUGAUGUUUUUGCAGGUUGUCAAAUCCCUUACCCAAAACGAGAAUUUUUAACAGAAGAAGAACCAGAUGAUAAAGGAGACAAAAAGAACCAGCAGCAGCAGCAGGGCAAUAACCAUACUAAUGGAACUGGUCAUCCAGGGAAUCAAGACAACAGUCACACACAGGGACCCCCACUGAAAAAAGUGAGAGUUGUUCCUCCUACCACUACCUCAGGUGGACUUAUUAUGACCUCAGACUAUCAGCGUUCCAACCCCCAUGCUGCCUACCCCAACCCCGGACCAAGCACAUCGCAGCCACAGAGCAGCAUGGGAUACUCAGCUACCUCCCAGCAGCCGCCGCAGUACUCGCACCAGACCCACCGGUACUGAGCUGCACCCGGUGCCGUCGAUGCGCCGUCGCUGAUGCUGCAGGACCGGCCGCGCAGCUGCGUGCCAGGAGCCCGGCUUGGGCCAGAGAAUGUACUGUACAACCACACCUCCCACCUGUCCGACCGCCACGACCCACCCCCUGCCACGGGGCCGAGCGGGGGCUCCCACGUCGUACCUGGUUUGGGGGUUAGACUUGAAAGCGCUAGCACGGUUUGUGUUGUGGAUAAUGCUACUUCUGUAGUUUACUUGACAUGGUUCAGACUGACCGAUGCAUUUUUUUCAGUGACAGUCUGUAGCAGGUGAAGCUGUGAAAUGUGCUAGGGGCAAGCAUUUUUGUUGUCGUAUGUGGUGAAUUCUCUUGAUGUAACAACUUCAUCUGACCAAUAGUACGCGACAUCUUUGAACUGGUACUUGAAGCAUACAGUAUAUGUUACCAUGGCAAAAAAAGCAAACUAACCGUAACUCUCAGACAGUUUUGAUAGACGUUUAUUUUUAGUGACUUUUGUGGGUUGGUUCAUUUUCCACCUAGAUCAAUGUUUUAUGACCGACACGAUUGCUACGAUGAGAUUUUUUUAAGAACAUGAAAGCGUUUGCAUUUUUUCCCAGCAAUUACAAACGUCCCAAAGAUUUAUUUCCAACAUAAGUUUUUGUUUUUAAAUCUAUGACUUGACUGGUAUUAAAGCUGCUAUUUGAUAGUAAAAUAAGUAUGUUGUCAUUGAUAUAAACAUGUUUGGUUCAGCAAACAAACUAAAAUGAUUGUCAUAGACAGUGUUUUAUUUUUUUCCUGUUGGUGUUAAUGAUUUGUGAGCAUGCUUUGGGAUUAAAAAAGCAUGAAUGAUGUUUCCUAAAGAGGUGCGGCAUCCAUUCAGAUAUUUUGUCAUGAUUUUUGAGAACCAGCUUGGUGUAGUGGAUUUUAAAUUUUGUUCAGUUAAUUUUUAUUUUUUAAUGUUCGCACGUUGUUUAGGGGUGCCAUUCCUACUGCAGAGGAACAAGGUGUUAGGAGAGCCUUAGAAUUUAUGAGGAAAAACUUACAUACAAUGUACUGUAUCAAACUAUUUUACAUGAAUGACACAAGUAUUCUGAGUAAAAAAAAAAAAUCAAACAUUGUUAAAACAAGGUGUUAUGUAAUAAAUUUAUUUUUCAUAAAUCUGCA
Messenger RNA from Cyanistes caeruleus (blue tit), 2418 nucleotides. NCBI's taxonomy places the organism in Eukaryota, Metazoa, Chordata, Aves, Passeriformes, Paridae. The record is from RefSeq and is a predicted model, not a curated record.